AUGAAAUCUGUGGCCGGCGUCGUAGCUGCUCCUCCAGAUUGGUCCUGCCUACCGGAUGAUAUGCUGCUCAUCGUGAUGCAGAUUCUGGACAUUCGAGAUCUCUUGAGCGCCGGGGCCGUAUGCUCCUCAUGGCGCCCCGCCUACUCAGCCAUCCGCAGUAUCCGGCUCCCAAUCACCGAUGCGUCACCUUGCCUGCUAUACUCGUGCGAGUCCGACGAUUCGAGCACCGCUACGAUCUACAGCCCCUCAAGCAAGGUGACCUUCAAGGUCCGCCUGCCCGAUCCCCCGUUCCGUUGCCGCCAUGUGGUGGGCUCGGGGCACGGGUGGAUUGUCACUGCUGAUGAGAUGUCCAACCUCCAGGCUCUCAACCCGCUGACCGGCGCGCAGGUAGAUCUCCCGCCUGUUACGGGGCUCUACCACAUUAAGAGCUUUCUCAACGAGCAAGGCCGCAUCAUGUACAAUCACCACUACGACGCACCAAGUUAUCCCGAUCCUCUUGUAUAUUACCCUGAGGAACUACGCCUGUUUUUGUACCACCGGGUGGUCAUGUCCUGCAGUCCUUCUGCCGGGAGACAGUGCGUGGUCCUCCUCAUCCACAGGCCGACUGGGCAGCUCUCAUUCGGUCGCAUUGGCAACGAACUGUGGACGCGGAUAAUAGGUGAAGGCGAUGUGUUUGAUGGAUUGAAAUAUAACGAGACUGUGGGUGCUGUCUACAACGAGAAUGAUUGCUUGUUUUAUGUGGUUUCACCGAAUGGCUGCAUCUUCACAUUGGAUCUCAAUGGUCCUCUCCCGGUGGCAAGGAAGAUUCUGCAAGAAGUUGCAAUAGAUAUCGAUAACUGUAAAAAAAAUAUUGUUCUCACACCCAUGGGCCAUAUCUUCCAGGUAUGGAGAUUUUCGGAAUGCAGGCUUGCAACCAACCCUGGGAUAUAUGUUCCCAAUAUUUGGGAUGAUGAGGAUUAUGAGUAUGGGGGCGAAGAGUGGAUCACUACUAGAAUGGAGUUAUACAAGGUUGAUAUUGACGAGCAAAAACUCGUGAAGACCACUUGCUUGGAAGGUUAUGCUCUUUUCAUGGGCUUCAGUUCACCUAUACUUGUUUCGACACAAGAUUUUCUUGCGUUUAGUCAAGAUUGCGCUUAUUUUACCGAUGAUAGGUUGGAGAGCAUAUGUCUUAAUAUAUUUGGAAGGCGAGAUAUAGGUAUGUGGAACUUCAAAACUGCUACUCUUGGCCAUGUGCAGCCUGAGCAUUCUUGGCUUAAUUUUCCUCCUCCAAUUUGGAUAACACCAUUCCUUGGUUAA
Lolium perenne is the source of this 1296-nucleotide messenger RNA. RefSeq lists its product as uncharacterized. The record is from RefSeq and is a predicted model, not a curated record. NCBI's taxonomy places the organism in Eukaryota, Viridiplantae, Streptophyta, Magnoliopsida, Poales, Poaceae. Gene Ontology annotation, molecular function: protein binding.